Molecule: messenger RNA, 504 nt
Organism: Chilo suppressalis (striped riceborer)
Lineage: Eukaryota; Metazoa; Arthropoda; Insecta; Lepidoptera; Crambidae
Source: the annotation of a GenBank genome assembly
AUGUUUCUUUGCUCGCUUUUAUUAGCAGUCACUAUUUCAGUCGAAAUCAAUACAGAAUAUUAUACAAAAGAAAAUGCAACAGCCACAUUUAACUUUUUUAAAGAGAAAUAUCACAAAAAAUAUAGUCCAGCAGAUGAAAAAGAAGCUUACGAGAACUUUCUUAGUAACUUAAACAAAGUUACAGUUUUAAACAUGAACCCGAAGGAAAAAAAUAUAAUGUAUACUUUAAAUAAAUACGCGGACCUAGAUCCUUCCGAAAUACAGGAGCAUUUUGCUCUCAAUCUAAGUUCAUAUGAUGCUCAUGAAGUAUAUAAAGGACCAAUUGUGCGAAAUAGACAUAUUCUAAGGAAUAUUAUUGAGCCAACGCCUGAAGGUGCGAACUUGGAUAGUAUGGAGUUAUACGACUUGGAUGACGCGGAAAAUUUGUUUCGUGAAUACACAAAAGCUUUCGGUCCAGUAAGAACCCCACAGCAAUGUCAAUGGCAACUAUUCGGUUAUAUUUGA